Messenger RNA from Suricata suricatta (meerkat), 3329 nucleotides. It is a transcript of the gene B3GALT2, whose product is annotated as beta-1,3-galactosyltransferase 2. Gene Ontology annotation, cellular component: membrane. Gene Ontology annotation, molecular function: N-acetyl-beta-D-glucosaminide beta-(1,3)-galactosyltransferase activity. The coding region runs from base 801 to 2069 and encodes 422 amino acids. The record is from RefSeq and is a predicted model, not a curated record. The transcript is spliced from 3 exons. NCBI's taxonomy places the organism in Eukaryota, Metazoa, Chordata, Mammalia, Carnivora, Herpestidae.
GGAACUGUAGAUUUCAUAUUAUAGACUAAAACCCCAGUAAAACUGCUCAAAAUCCUUCCUGCAGCUGCCAGGCAACAACGAAAGAGAGUUAAAUCCUAUUCUAUACCAAUACAAUCGAAGCACUACAUUCUAGCUCCGGCUGCUUUACAUUGCAGCUCAGUGUUAUUACUAGAAAUAUGGAUACAGAGAAGAGAAUACAGCACUGCAUUGUCCGGCCAGGAAAACAGCAGAUGUAAAAGGCUUCAAUGCAUCAACUGUCGCCAAGAGUCAACAGUGCUCCGAAUACAGCGGACAACUACAGCUCUUUUGUUUAAAGAAAGAGAAAGAAAAUGAAAGAAAGGAAAAAUCUCAGAAGACUGGGACCCAUAUGAACAAGGAGGGUAACUCGAAGACAAGCAGACAGAUGGACACUUUGGAUACUGUGAAAAGCAAUCGCAGGAGGCAGACUAUUGGGGGAUGUGCGCAUGUUCGAUAGCAUCUUUUUUGCUGAAGUGAUGGCGUGCCAAAAGUAUUUUCAGUGGGCAUAAUCCUCUCCACAUAAAUGGCCUGACCAAGGAAGAUUUCAAGCUACAGCCUCUACUCACCUCUACUCCCCACGCCUUGAUCUAGAAAAACUAAGAACUGAAAACCAAGAAAAAUCUGUGCUAUAAACUGAAAAACCUUCCUAAAAGAAUGACUGCAUGGGAGACAACGUGACCGAGUUUAAAAAAAUGAUUACCAAAGAAAAGUAUUGAUUCAGGAGAAGGAGACAACAUUUUCAGGCUCCAGUAUCUCCUAUCGCAUUACUGGAUAUUUACAACAUGCUUCAGUGGAGGAGAAGACACUGCUGCUUUGCAAAGAUGAGCUGGAAUGCCAAGAGAUCUCUGUUUCGUACCCAUCUUAUUGGUGUACUUUCUCUAGUGUUUCUUUUUGCUAUGUUUUUGUUUUUCAGUCAUCAUGACUGGCUGCCAGGUAGAGCUGGAUUUAAAGAAAACCCUGUGACAUAUACUUUCCGAGGAUUUCGUUCUACAAAAAGCGAGACAAACCACAGCUCUCUCCGGAACAUUUGGAAGGAAACAGUGCCUCAAACUCUGAGGCCUCAAACAGCAACUAACUCCAAUAACACAGACCUGUCACCACAAGGAGUUACAGGGCUAGAGAACACACUUAGUGCCAAUGGAAGUAUUUACAAUGAAAAAGGUAUUGGACAUCCAAAUUCAUAUCAUUUCAAAUAUAUUAUUAAUGAACCUGGAAAAUGCCAAGAGAAAAGCCCUUUUUUAAUACUGCUAAUAGCUGCAGAACCUGGACAAAUAGAAGCUAGAAGAGCUAUUCGGCAAACCUGGGGCAAUGAAAGUCUAGCACCUGGAAUCCAAAUCACAAGAAUUUUUUUGUUGGGCGUAAGUAUGAAGUUAAAUGGAUACCUUCAACGUGCAAUACUGGAAGAAAGCAGACAGUAUCAUGAUAUAAUUCAACAGGAAUAUUUAGAUACAUACUACAAUUUGACAAUUAAAACACUAAUGGGCAUGAACUGGGUUGCAACAUACUGUCCACAUAUCCCGUAUGUUAUGAAAACUGACAGUGACAUGUUUGUCAACACUGAAUAUUUAAUACAUAAGUUGCUGAAGCCAGACCUGCCUCCCAGACAUAACUAUUUCACUGGUUACUUAAUGAGAGGAUAUGCACCCAAUCGAAACAAAGAUAGCAAGUGGUACAUGCCAUCAGACCUCUACCCAAGUGAACGCUACCCUGUCUUUUGUUCUGGGACUGGCUAUGUUUUUUCUGGAGAUCUGGCAGAGAAGAUAUUUAAAGUUUCUUUAAGUAUCCGUCAUUUGCACUUAGAAGAUGUAUAUGUAGGGAUCUGUCUUGCCAAGUUGAGAAUUGAUCCUGUGCCCCCUCCCAAUGAGUUUGUGUUCAAUCACUGGCGAGUUUCUUAUUCAAGCUGUAAAUACAGCCACCUAAUUACCUCUCAUCAGUUCCAGCCUAGUGAACUGAUAAAAUACUGGAACCAUUUACAACAAAAUAAGCACAACGCUUGUGCCAAUGCAGCAAAAGAAAAGGCAGGCAGGUAUCGCCACCGUAAAUUACACUAGAAAAGACAAUGGUUUUAUUCGAAUGUGCAAUCUGUAAAAUAUUGCUAAAAGCAUGUAUAGUUAAAACUGAUAACAUCCAUAGGACAAGUUUUAGUUAAAACUCAUCACAUAAAUAAAUUCAAAAAAUAUUUUUUUAAUUUCUGAAGGCAAUUCUUAAAAAUAACAUUAUGUAACAAAAAGGUAUCCCAAAAGAAUUUAUUUAAAAAAGGAGCUGUAUAGGGGGAUUCUGUGUAUUAACAUGCAAUAAAAAGCAUGCAUACAUCAAUGGUUCAAGGCUUAUGUUAGGGGCCAAUAAGAUGUAUUUGCAUAUAUUUUCCACAUAAAUUUUAAUUUACAAAGUGGAAACAGUCAAAAGACCCUUCAUUUUAGAUUCAGUUUUUCAUUUUAACAUACAAUUAAAUGUAAAUAAAACAUUAUUGUCAAUCUUAAGGAAAAUUUGUAAUUGUGCAAAGGACAAAUUUUCUAACCUGACUAUUCUAGGGUUCUAAAACUAUAUUCCGUGCAAUAAGAUUUAGUUGAAUUACUCCAUAAACAUAUUUAUAAAGUUCAAAUGUUUCAUCAAUGCAAUUCUCAUCUAAGUAUUUACCUUUUAAUAACAAUUGGGAUACUAAUUUUCUUUUAUUAAUACAUAUAUUGGGGAAAAUUAUUUUGACAUGUGAUAAAAUGUGAAAAAUCAAUGUGUCUCAGGCUCAAGUUUUUAUAAGAAAAAAAGUAAAUGUUUUAAAAUAGAAGUUUGUUUCCUUGUUGGUGUUAAGGGCCAAGCUAGUAUAUUUCAAUGAGUUAUUCUAUCAGAUCAGUUACUGCACUCUUCAGAAGUACUACCACUUAACUUCAAGGAUAUAUGUAAAAAUAUGCCAUGUUCCUCCAACUGAAGCAAAAGUAAUUACCUAACAGUCAUGAAGAGAAUGUACUGUUGAAAAAAGAUACACGAUAAAGAGUGCAGCCGCAGUUUCAUUCAGUACAUUUUUAAGAUGCAUGUCUGCCAAACUGAAACACAUGGGAAGGUUCUUUCCUGGCAGCAGGUGCACACAUGCCAAUACUUAAUCAUUUUACGGCACCUACUUCUUUCUCUGAGUGCCAAGUUUACAAACCUGCAGUUUUUAAUUUGGUAGAUGACAACUAGUCCGUGUCACCAAUUUAAAAUCUUUUUGGGGAUGGAUGGGGGAAAACUACAAAUGUUUGAUGAACACUUGAUUCUAGGAUGACAAUGUAUACAACGCACUUUUACCAAGUUUUUAAUAAAAAAAGUAAACAAAAAUA